CUCUCCUACUUUUCGCCGUUCCUUCACAGGCUCCAUCAGCACCAUCGCGCGCUCACAUCCACCUGCUUUUCGUCUCUUGUCCUCCUUCUAGUCCGUCGGUGUGUUGACGACUCAACUCGAAGUUGAUCGAUUCCGUCAAUUCGAAAGAUGGCCAGCAGCUUCUCGAGGGUUCUGUCCUCCACACGCAACGUGGGGAUCCUGUCGGUGGUCGGCGGCUCUCUGACGGCCGGAUUUCUACUGCACCGGCAGCACGUCAACGCGGGAGCACCCGGGCGCAGGCUCUACCCUGCCAGCGCGGAGUAUCCCGACCUGCGCAAACACAACAACUGCAUGGCCAGCCACCUGACGCCCGCCAUCUACGCCAAGCUGUGCGAUAAGGCCACGCCCAGCGGCUACACGCUGGACCAGGCCAUCCAGACGGGCGUGGACAACCCCGGGCACCCGUUCAUCAAGACGGUCGGCAUGGUGGCCGGAGACGAGGAGUCCUACCAGGUGUUUGCCGACUUGCUGGACCCCGUCAUAAAAGAGAGGCACAAUGGCUACGAUCCCCAAACCAUGAAGCACCCCACCGACCUGGACGCCAGCAAGCUCCAGUCGGGCCACUUUGACGAGCGCUACGUGCUGUCGUCCCGGGUGAGGACGGGCCGCAGUAUCCGGGGGCUGAGCCUGCCGCCCGCCUGCACGCGAGCCGAGCGCAGGGAGGUGGAGCGCGUGGUGGUGGACGCCCUCGCCGGACUCAAGGGCGAUCUGGCCGGGAGGUACUACAGCCUGAGCCAGAUGACGGAUCAGGAGCAGCAGCAACUCAUCGAUGACCACUUCCUGUUUGACAAGCCGGUGUCCCCGCUGCUGACGUGUGCGGGAAUGGCACGCGACUGGCCUGACGCCCGUGGUAUUUGGCACAACAACGACAAGACUUUCUUGAUUUGGGUCAAUGAGGAGGAUCACACCAGGGUUAUCUCCAUGGAGAAGGGGGGCAACAUGAAGCGAGUCUUUGACAGGUUCUGCAGAGGCCUCAAGGAGGUGGAGCAUCUGAUCCAGGAGCGAGGCUGGGAGUUCAUGUGGAACGAGAGGUUGGGCUACAUCCUCACCUGCCCCUCCAACCUGGGCACUGGACUGCGGGCGGGGGUCCACGUCAAACUGCCCCUGCUGAGCAAGGACCCUCGCUUCAGUAAGAUCCUGGACAAUCUGCGUCUGCAGAAGAGAGGCACGGGUGGCGUGGACACCGCCGCCGUGGGGGGAACCUUUGACAUCUCCAACCUGGACCGUCUGGGACAGUCCGAGGUCCAGUUGGUGCAGACGGUGGUGGACGGCGUCAACUACCUGGUGGAGUGCGAGAAGAGACUGGAGAAAGGCCAGGACAUCAAGGUGCCCUCGCCCAUCAAGCAGUUCAAGUAGAAGCCCGCUUGCGCCCCCCCCCCCCCCCUCCUGACCCCCAGAUAGACAAGAAAUAACAAAUGUCAGUGUUUCAUUUCAUUCUCAUUCAUAGCCAGUAUAACCCCAACCGCCUCUGUUAUAAUAUAAGCAUCAUAUUUAAUACUCCUGAGUAGGGUGUCAAAGGGGUGGAAAAUAUCCGGGGGGGGCAGUUAAGUUGGAGGAUUGGAAAUAUGCGCUAAUUCUAUUCUUUGUCAUUAGAAGACGCGUUGCCUUUUGUCUCUCUUAUAAUCGACGUGACAAUACAGAAAAAAAAGGGGUCCUCCUCCGAGUCUUUAUCUUCUUCUCAAAACCUGUGCAGAUCUCUUAUUCCAAGUCACAAGUACAGGGAUGGGUUCAUUUUUACAAAUAUCGAAUGGGUUGGAUUCCAGAUGACAAAUAUAAACAACCAGUAGAAAUGUGGAAAUGUUCCAACUUGUAAUUUUACAACCCUACUCCCGACACUCUAGAGCAGACAUGUCCAAAGUCCGGCCCGCGGUCGAAUUUCAUCCGGCCCUCGGCCCCCGUCAUAAAAUCAGUGCCGUCUGGCCCGCAGGUUGGGCGCAAUGGAACACGUGUUGCAUUGACUGAGGUCUCGUAGACUGGCGAGUGAUGUUUCAUAGAGUACUGCUUCCCUCUAGUGGCUAAAUGACUAAUAGCAUUCACUAAAUGAGUAAUAGCAUUUAGACACUAGAGGGCGUCACUCACGAGUUAACAAGACAUCACUCCGUGUUUAUAUUGACUGAUAUGUCAUAUUUCAAAUUCCUGUUUCAAAUGAACCAAAAGAAAUUCUUAAGAUUGUUGAAAUUCAAAUAAAAAUGGAAAUGUGAAACAGACUGGCUUACUAAAAUUUGUUGAACAAUAUUGUUGUUCAAUGUAAAUAAUGUCAGCCAAGGUCGGCCCCCCGACAUUUUACCGCAUAAAAUCUGGCCCCCUUGGCAAAAAGUUUGGACACCCCUGCUCUAGAGCCACAGAAAACACCGCACUGGGCUUCAGUGGUAUUCAUUUUAAUGUAAUAAGUGGAAGCCAAAAAGUCCACCGGCAGCUUGCGAAAAAGUGAAAGAUGGCAACUGCAAACACUCUUGGAUCGCUGAAUCCGGCGCGGAUUUGUUUUGGUUCUGCCACCGUUGCCCACGGCAUGCCCCACCCCGCGCUGACCUCAGCUCAUGACAUUGGUGCUCAUGCUACUCAUCACUCAAGUGGAUUUGAAUGUCCAAAGCUGCUCAUCGCUGAUUGUCACACGCGUGUCUUUUAUUAAACACAUCGUCCAUUUAGCAGAAAA
Messenger RNA from Hippocampus zosterae (dwarf seahorse), 2692 nucleotides. RefSeq names its product creatine kinase, mitochondrial 1 (gene ckmt1). NCBI's taxonomy places the organism in Eukaryota, Metazoa, Chordata, Actinopteri, Syngnathiformes, Syngnathidae. Gene Ontology annotation, biological process: phosphocreatine biosynthetic process. The record is from RefSeq and is a predicted model, not a curated record. Gene Ontology annotation, molecular function: creatine kinase activity. Gene Ontology annotation, cellular component: mitochondrion. The transcript is spliced from 9 exons. Bases 148 to 1395 code for a protein of 415 amino acids.